GCUAAACCCUAAUGUAAAGCCCUGCACUAGUUGAGCUCAGUUAUUCAGUAUUCACACCCACAUCAACCACCACCACCGGCAGCCAUGGCGCAGAGACGGUGUCUCCACACCCUAAGCCGUCAAGCCACAGCGCUCCUCUCUUCAAGCCCUAUCACACUGCAUCAAUCUUUCACGGUUUCACCUCCUUUCACCAAUCCUAAUUCUGUCAAAGCUCUCCUCAUCGCCAGAUCCUCUCACAUUUUUUCCAACGCGGACUCCACCUGGGGUUCCAUCUGGUCUCACCAUCAUCCCCGCUAUUUAUCGUCGGAUUCUCGUGAUACAAGAGAAAACGAUGAGGAAGAUGAAGAGACAGAGGGAGAGGAGAGCGAUGGAGAGGAGGAAAUGAGUUCUGAUUUGAAGAGAGAGUAUUCGGAGGAGGAGAAGGAAGCGGAGGCUGCCGCAAUUGGCUACAAAGUAGUUGGACCACUCCAGAAGUCCGACCUUGGCUUUAAACCAUAUGAGCCUGUUUUCGCUGUUGUUCAGAUUGGUUCACAUCAAUUCAAGGUGAGCAAUGGGGAUUGCAUUUUCACCGAGAAAUUGAAAUUCUGCGAAGUAAAUGACAAGUUGAUUUUGAACAAGGUUCUCUUAUUGGGAUCAAGCACUCAAACAAUUGUUGGAAGGCCUACAUUGCCAGAUGCAGCUGUUCAUGCAGUGGUUGAGGAGCAUGCAUUAGAUGCAAAAGUAAUUAUCUUCAAGAAGAAGAGAAGAAAGAAUUAUCGCCGAACCAAAGGACAUCGCCAGGAACUGACUAAGCUGAGAAUAACUGAUAUUCAAGGAAUUGAGAAACCAGAAAUGAAAGUUGAUCCAAAGCCUAAAAAGUCAGGUGUUAAGCAACAAGAAAAGGUUGCUGUUGCUGCUUAGGAGGGAUUUUCCUCGGACCAUAGGUUGAUACAAUGGCUUCCCAAGCUUAAAAUUGCGGAGGUGCAACUUUGUGAUGCUAUUUGAUGGGCACCUUUUCAUUCCUGCUUAUCAAAUGUACAUUUUGGAUGCCAUAGGAGGCAGAAAAUUGUCAUUUUACCAGGUACUUUUGUAGGAUUGGUAUGCUGGAAUAUGCUAUUUCUCCUCAAAUUUUUGUAAUUCUUGUUAUUGUAUUUGUAUUUACCAUUCUACUCAUGACACCUCAGUCAAUAGUACACUCUUGCCCUUGAUAGAGUGAUCCAUAAGGAUUAAUAAAUUAUUAUUGGUUGCA
Messenger RNA from Manihot esculenta (cassava), 1228 nucleotides. RefSeq names its product 50S ribosomal protein L21, mitochondrial. The record is from RefSeq and is a predicted model, not a curated record. The transcript has 5 exons. Gene Ontology annotation, biological process: translation. The coding region runs from base 85 to 900 and encodes 271 amino acids. Gene Ontology annotation, cellular component: ribosome. Gene Ontology annotation, molecular function: structural constituent of ribosome; RNA binding. NCBI's taxonomy places the organism in Eukaryota, Viridiplantae, Streptophyta, Magnoliopsida, Malpighiales, Euphorbiaceae.